AUGCAACAGCCUGAAGUAGAGGGCUCUGGACGUCUUCCUUCUGCUCAAGCUCUCCCGGAGGACCUCACGGCUAUUUCUGGCUGCAGGAAAAUGUACUGGGGAAAUCAUGUUAGAAUUCUUUUCACUGUGACUCUGGUCUGGCAGGCUGUUCAUUUAGAAAAAAGCCCUGAAAAAGAAGAACAGAAAGGAGUUGUGAAAGGUCUCAAUGCUACAGCCCAAAAGCAGCAGCCCAAGAACGAAGGGACCUUUACAAAUGCGCUCAGUGAUAUGAAUCAGAGUUACGAAAGUAAAAGGCAACAGAGUUCCAGGUCUUUAGUACCUUUCACUGGAAUUACAGAGAGUAAAAAACUGAACAGACGCUGCUGCCAGAAUGGAGGGACUUGUAUCCUGGGGACCUUCUGUGCCUGCCUGAAGUACUUCACCGGCAGACACUGUGAAUAUGAUGAGCGGCUAGGAAACUGCGGCAGCAUUCCCCACGGCAUCUGGGUGCUGAAGGACUGCUGGCUUUGUCGGUGUGCCUAUGGUACACUGCACUGUCUCUCAGAAAUAAGGCAGAGUAACUGCGAACUGACAUCGGAAACAGAGGAAAUUAUCAGGCUGUAUUCUAAUGGUUUAAGAUUACAGCAAACAGUGUUUUCAGUCACUUGCCUGCUCGCCGUCCUCUGGAGUUCUGCUAGCUGGCAGUUGUGA
Molecule: messenger RNA, 690 nt
Organism: Camarhynchus parvulus
Lineage: Eukaryota; Metazoa; Chordata; Aves; Passeriformes; Thraupidae
Product: cryptic protein-like
Exons: 6
Coding region: 1-690 (229 amino acids)
Source: RefSeq, a predicted model, not a curated record